Messenger RNA from Aplysia californica (California sea hare), 941 nucleotides. RefSeq lists its product as uncharacterized. The transcript has 3 exons. The record is from RefSeq and is a predicted model, not a curated record. Lineage: Eukaryota; Metazoa; Mollusca; Gastropoda; Aplysiida; Aplysiidae. Bases 499 to 855 code for a protein of 118 amino acids.
UGAAUAUUCAAAGUCAGGGUUGUCAGUUUGGAGCUAAAUCCCAGAAAUUUGGUUCUUUUGGAUCGUGUCUGGCCCGGAAAAUUUCAUUUGACUCUCUCGCUCUUUUUUGGCUCCAAACUCCAAAUGUUCAAGAAGAUAUAGGGAAAGGAGAGGCAAGAAAAAAAAAAAAUGAAAGUGAAGAAAAGAGCUCGGAUUGCUUACUUAAACUAGUUAACUCUCGAUUUAAUGCCCUAGCCCAUUUGGUCUCUGAAUAAUUUACAAACCUUCUACUGUUGUGCAAGAGCAUUUAAAUUUACUGUCUCGUGCUUGUGGCUCGUUACGUUUGUACACAUUCUCUGUUCCUUGAACCAUAAUUUAUUGUGAGCAGGCACAGAAUGAGAGGCCUGCUAUCGUUAAGUGUGUAAACAACGAAUGGUCCGGCCGGUCCCACAUCCCGCUCAGAAGCGUCGGUAGGAAACGAGAAUGUGCUUAUAAACAGGCCUAGCCAACACUUCGUUAAUGAUGCGAGUAAAGGGCCGAGGGCUCGCCGGCUCGUUUACACAGAGCGAUGACGAUAGGAACAGACGAAGGGCAAGUAGAGCUCAAUGCAGAGAGAGGAUGAAGAAAUACAGGUUCAAUGAUCCAUCGAAGCAGACAACCCUCCAAAGGUACAGGCCUUACAUUCUCCUUUUUCUUGGCUGGAACCUAAUCGGAGUUUUAGGUUGGAAAUUUGCAACAUUUCAAGCUAAAGAUAAUGAUCCAACUUGGGAUUCUAAGUCAGAAGCUGAACGAAUCGUCUCUGUAUAUGGAGGUCAAGCAAUUAGACACAAAAUUACCAUUGGCAAGAGAUCAGAAGAUGAAACCGGGACGUCAUAGUUUUUCUGUAGCCUACAUAAAUAAUUUAGAUGUAUAUACAAUAGCAAAAUAAAUAUGUGAGGCACUAUGGGGAAAUCAGGUGAUUG